Molecule: messenger RNA, 1526 nt
Organism: Branchiostoma floridae (Florida lancelet)
Lineage: Eukaryota; Metazoa; Chordata; Leptocardii; Amphioxiformes; Branchiostomatidae
Product: transmembrane protein 35B-like
Exons: 2
Coding region: 59-487 (142 amino acids)
Source: RefSeq, a predicted model, not a curated record
ACAAGUCUCGCUAGGUGUCACUAUUGCACGGGUCACACCUGAACUUCCAGUCAGAAUCAUGGCGUCUGUGGGCGGGAUUGUUGCGACGGCUCUCUCCGUGCUCGUGGGUCUUGUUUUCGCCUUUUCCGGCGCUGUCAAGCUUUUCCCGGCAGUGAAUCCAGACCUCCAUCAAGAAAUGGCCAGCAAGUUUUCGACAUAUUCUCCCAUCUUUCCGCUGGCGGACGUCACAGGAUUCCACCCCUCCCCGGAGCUCUAUCGCCAGGUUGUCGGAAGCUUGGAGCUCAUUUCUGGACCCGGAAUCAUCCUCUUUCCCGCUGAGCUGAAAACGAUCUGCAACGGAAUCCUGUUUGUCAUCAUGUGUGGGGCCUGCUACACUCACUUUGCUCUCGGAGAGCCUUUCAUUGUGCCGAUGGUGCUUGGAGCUAUGCUGGGGUGCAUUUAUUUCCUCAGGCACCAGGGGGAGCCGUCCAAGGAAAAGGCCCAGUAAAACAAACUUGUCACACAAAGCUGACCAUUGGCCUCCCGACUUUCUCCAGACCAUGGUUGGGAGUUUAAGUUGUGACUAAGUUCAUCUGUGUCUUAGGGUAUCUGUAUCUGUAUCUACAUAGCCGGUGUAACCGCCCUACGGCGUAUAUUAAAGCGUGGUUGCUGGUUGCCCACAAAUCAGGGGUGCAUUUUUUUUUAAAUUGGGGUGUGUACUUAUUCAAGAAAAUAAAAAGGUAUCUAAAACAUGAAAGUCAACAAUCGAUUUUGAGAAAUCAAACCCAGGAAAGUACUAGUAAAUUCUUUAUAGAGGUAAUCAGAAGAGUGCACUGGAACUAAAUUAGGAUUGACUCCAGGCUACUCCUAACCCAGCACAAACUUUGGUUGUGGAGUGGUCAAUAAAAAGUGUUGUGGGAAGGUCCUGAAUAUGUGAGGGGCUUAAACAAACUGGAGGACUAAUACUUGUACAUCAGCCAUAAUUCAUGAUCAGACUGCAGUCACAAUGUCACAAAUGCUGACAGCAUAUUUUCCUAGUAGUAUCCAGUACAAAUGUAGUAUCCAAUAGUAUCCAGUAUUUUGUGUUUUUUCUGUAGUAUCCAGGUUUCCUGCUGUCUAAAAACCUUGGAAGACAUUUUUAUAGCUACUGCUUCAAAAGACAUUUAUUCCCUAAAGGCAUGUCAACAUGUUAAUCCAGGAGAUUAUUAAUAAUUUGUGUAUUGACUCAAGUUUUCCUCUGUCUCAAUCACUGACAAAUGUAACAUUAAUGUUAAAAUAUUCUCUUUGACUAUUAGUAUUACUAUUUUAGCAGUUACUGUAAUACAUCUAAUAUAAUACAGUGGGCACAAUGUAAUAAUAACAAUACAAUGUAAAAGCAUCAGCUAUUGAAAAGAAACACUUUUUAUGUGUAACGUUACAUGUACAUACCUUCAGUAUACAGAAAGGGGCAUUCAUAUAAUACAUAGAGCAAGGUCAAGGAAUUCAAAUAUACAGGAAGACAUGCUUGUAGAUCUUUUGAAAUAAAAACAAAGGUACAAACAAUGACA